Symsagittifera roscoffensis is the source of this 1193-nucleotide messenger RNA. RefSeq lists its product as uncharacterized. The coding region runs from base 163 to 849 and encodes 228 amino acids. Lineage: Eukaryota; Metazoa; Xenacoelomorpha; Acoela; Convolutidae. Gene Ontology annotation, molecular function: peptidyl-prolyl cis-trans isomerase activity. Gene Ontology annotation, biological process: protein peptidyl-prolyl isomerization. The transcript is spliced from 6 exons. The record is from RefSeq and is a predicted model, not a curated record. Gene Ontology annotation, cellular component: intracellular membrane-bounded organelle.
UGGCAUCAUCCACAUUUUCAUCCGGUCCUGAUUUUUAGAUCUCCACUCUGAGCCAAAACAGUCCACAGUCAAGUAGUCGAGUAGACAGAAAGAGCGCACAUAAGCUAGCGUGAAAUAACAUAAUACCAUAACACAAUAAAUUAAAAGAAUAAUCCUUUGAAAAUGAGACAACUUCUCAUCUGCAUGUUGGGAGUGUUCAUCUCGCUGCGUUCGUUCACGCGUGCCGAGAUCUACACAGCUGAGGAGCGAAAGAAGAUGUUGAAAAUGGCUGCCGAAAUACCCGACGAGGAAAAGUGGAAGGUGACUAAGACUUGUUGGAUGGACCUUGAGUUAGACGACAACCCAGUUGGCCGAAUUGAGAUUGCCCUAUUCGGAGAAGUAGCCCCCAUAACUGUCAGCAACUUUGCCGCUCUCUGCAAGGGUGCAUACAACCACGAUCCCAAAUUCGGCUACAAGGGAUCCAAGUUCCACCGAUUCGUGCAGGACUUCGUCAUGCAGGCCGGAGACAUCACGAACUUCGACGGGACUGGAGGCAGAUCUAUCUACGGGUCCACACUCGCCGACGAGCCCAUAGUACACGGUCACCCCUCAGCCGGAUACGUAGCGAUGGCGCAUCUGCUGCAGCCUAACACAGCCACCUCCCAGUUCUACAUCACAUUCAACUCCGUCAGGUGGUUGGAUGGAUUCCACGUAGUCUUCGGCAAAGUCAUCGACGGACUGGACGUUUUGGAGAAAUUGAACAACAAAGUGCAGACGAACAAGGAACAAGUUCCACUAAAGGAGUUGGUGAUCGCCGACUGCGGACUCACCAAACACUCGCCCUACACACUCCCAGCCGAGAAACGAUGAGUCAUCCUUGAAAGCCGAGAAGAGCCGAAAAAUUUCAACUAACUCGGCUUGACUCAAUUUAGACGUAUUGCGUUUGAAAAAAUAAACACGUUUGAAAAUCCUCUCUCCGGCUUGAAACUAUAAAAAUUUGGUGUCAAAAUGUUUGAUGUUUAUUAUAAUUCUUGAAUAAAAUUAAAUAUUAUAAACGUUUCUCUGCAGAUGUCAAAUGUAUUGUAUGUUUCAAUGACUAUUUCCCAGUCGAUUGUUGAUUAAAUAUGCCAUCCUAAACUUCCUUGUAUUAUUGUAAUGACUUUUCUCUGUAUUUACUAAUCAAUUGCAAUUCAAUUAUUCUCUACUCGUGCAAA